Pieris macdunnoughi is the source of this 741-nucleotide messenger RNA. Lineage: Eukaryota; Metazoa; Arthropoda; Insecta; Lepidoptera; Pieridae. The record is from the annotation of a GenBank genome assembly.
AUGUUUUGGAUUCAAUACGCAAUUUUCGACGUCCGUGGCAAGCAUCUUUCAGAAGCCCGCCACUGGUCAGCGCCAGAAGUCUUCGGACCUCGCGCACACUUUUCGACAUCGCCCCCACCUGCCUCUCUCCUUGUGAGGGAUGUGAAGAGGCGGGAUGAAGGCGUGUAUAGAUGUCGUAUUGACUUCCGGAAUACACAAACCACUAGCUUUAGAUACAACCUUACUGUUGUAGUGCCACCAGAAAAGCCUGUGGUUGUGGAUCGAUGGGGUCGAGUCAUCAACACUACGACCCUAGGACCUCACGAAGAAGGAGACGAUGUGCUGUUGACGUGUCGAGUCCUUGGAGGUCGACCCGAGCCCUCAGUUCGGUGGCUUGUUAAUGGUGUCUUAGUAGACGAAGAGUAUGAACACAACACAGGUGAUGUUAUAGAGAACAGACUUAUGUGGCCAGCAAUACGCAGAGCGGACUACGCUGCCGUUUUUACAUGCCAAGCGGCGAAUUCACAUCUGGUACCACCAAAAGAAGUAUCCCUGGUUUUGGAUAUGUAUUUAAGACCAUUGACCGUAGAGAUUAAGAAGCCAGCUGAGCUGGGUGAAGGCGGUGUCUUGACGUCAGAGAGGCGGUAUGAAGUCUCCUGUGAAUCCGCGGGAAGCAGACCACCAGCCGUAAUAACCUGGUUCAAGGGAAAGCGGCAAUUGAAGAGAAUAACGACGAAACAAAUAAAACAAACAUGGAAUUAA